AUGGGAACGGCGGAUAAUAAAUGGCGUUCGGAGGAGGAGGAAGAAGAAGAAGAAGAAGAAGAAGAAGAAGAAGAAGAAGAAGAAAAUGAUCAUGAUGAUGAUGCUGAUGCUGAUGCUGAUGAUGAUGAUGAUGAUGACGACGAUGAUGAUGAUGAUGAUGAUGAUGAUGAUGAUGAUGAUGAUGAUGAUGAUGAUGAUGAUGAUGAUGAUGAUGAUGAUGAUGAUGAUGAUGAUGAUGAUGAUGAUGAUGAUGAUGAUGAUGAUGAUGAUGAUGAUGAUGAUGAUGAUGGGAUCACUGGAACAAGAAUUUCACUGGCCUGA
Molecule: messenger RNA, 321 nt
Organism: Spirometra erinaceieuropaei
Lineage: Eukaryota; Metazoa; Platyhelminthes; Cestoda; Diphyllobothriidea; Diphyllobothriidae
Source: the annotation of a GenBank genome assembly